Messenger RNA from Microcebus murinus (gray mouse lemur), 1664 nucleotides. RefSeq names its product mitochondrial ribosomal protein L45 (gene MRPL45). The record is from RefSeq and is a predicted model, not a curated record. NCBI's taxonomy places the organism in Eukaryota, Metazoa, Chordata, Mammalia, Primates, Cheirogaleidae. Gene Ontology annotation, cellular component: mitochondrion.
GUGGAGGGCGCGAGCCCUGGAAAAUUCCACUCCUGAGCUAACUCCACCCUAUGCGCCUCCUCUCUUACCCUGUGCUCUUCACUCUCAGUCCCCGUCCCAGCGGCCUUUGCGUAAGAAAAUGGCAGCCUCCAUACCUCGGGGGUUGUUGUGCUUAUCCAGGACUUUGGGCUGGUGGUCUCGGCAGCCUAUCCUGGUGACUCAGUCCACAGCUGUAGUUCCAGUAAGAACUAAAAAACGUCGUUUCACACCUCCCAAUUAUGAAUCCAAAUACAAAACAGAGAGAGAGUUUAUGGAACAUGCCCGGAAAGCAGGAUUGGUCAUUCCUCCAGAACGUUUGGAGCGUCCCAUACAUCUGGCCUGUACAGCUGGUAUCUUUGAUGAAUAUGUUCCUCCUGUGGGUGAUGCUCGCAUGUCUUCUCUUUCAAAGGAAGGACUGAAACAGAGAGCUGAGCGAUUGAAGAAGAAUGUGGCAUCACAAUUGUCAGUCCGGAAAAUAAGAGAAUAUGAUCCUGAUUUUAAAACUAAGGACUUUCCCGAAAAAGCUAAGGAAAUCUUUGUGGAAGCUCACCUUUGUCUAAACAACUCAGACCAUGACCGGCUUCAUACUUUGGUAACUGAACGCUGUUUUCCGGACAUGGUCUGGGACCUCAGAUAUAAGACUGUCCGCUGGCACUUCGUGGAAUCUUUAGAGCCACCCCAGGUGGUCCAGGUUCGAUGUUCAAGUCUGGUGAACCAGAGCAACUUGUAUGGCCAGGUCACCGUACGCUUGCACAUCCGCCAGACUCUGGCCAUCUAUGACCGGUUUGGACGGUUGAUGUAUGGACAGGAAGAUGUGCCCAAGGAUGUCCUGGAGUAUGUUGUGUUUGAGAAGCACUUGACAAACCCCUACGGGAACUGGAGAAUGCAUGGCAAGAUUGUUCCUUCAUGGGCACCCCCUAAGCAGCCCAUCCUUAAGACGGUGAUGAUCCCUGGCCCCCACCUGCAACCUGGGGAAGACCAUGAAGGAGCACAAGGAGAGGCCCAUAAGACUCAGCUAGCCUGAUGGCAAACGUGACUCCUGGGGUGGGUGAAGCAUGGGUGGUGAGGCUGCUGGGAGCCAGGAAGUCCUCCAUCUCCAUUACACUGCAGGAAGAACCACCUUUGUUUUCUCCUGCCCUGCUUGGGUCUUUUCAGCAGUCUCAUCCAAAAUAACCGUGACUGACGGUUGGGCCCAGGCUGGUGGCAGGUAUGCACAGCCAUGGACCCUCGUCUUCUUUUUUAAAUUGUGAAUGUAGUUUCUGAGUCUAGGUGAAAAGCAGAAUGAUUCAGAGAACAUCUGAUACCAGUUUUUCCCAUAGCAGGAACUAUGGGAAUAAACUGGCAGCAUUCUCGUUCUAAUCACAGGGCAGGCAUCAGAGUUUGAAAAAAAACACAGAGUGUUUGAAAAUUUUUUGUGGGUUCUGUACAUUUCCCCUGGUUCAGACUGGGAGUAGACCAGCCUCUGAAUAGCAGUAGUGGAAGAUGAGCUUCCUUGUAAGCAAUGUGACUUCCCAGGAAAUCCAGACUUGGGAAGAAUAAUCAGUGUUGAUAAAAUAUUGUAUAAGAGGCCUUUUUUUGUACACUGACUCACUGAUGAAUCAGCAUUUGUACUUUAUAGAAGGAUAUAAAUCCCCAAAAAUAAUUUA